AUGCAGAAUCAACCAUUCAAAUUCUCAAAAAUCAACUUUUCUAACCCGAACUCCUCCUUUCACAAAUAUGUUAAAGAUGAAGCACAAUCAAUAUAAAUGCCUGAAUCUAUAAUAGAGGAUUAGCAUAGAUCCUCUAUUUCUACUGAAGGAUCGUAUGACAAUUCAGAAUCUUAAAACAUUAAUAAAAAAGGAAAGAUCACCAAAAUUAAAGAUAGGGAUUAACUACAACCUUAAAAGUCAGAGACUAAAAACAUUCCCAAAAAUUUCGGAGUCUUAUUAAAGAAAUAUUUAUGUAGCAAAAAUACAGAAAAUUAAGCUAUCAAAGCUUUCUUGAAAAAUGGAGAACAUAAGAAGAACUUCUCUAGACAGGAUUUUACCAGGUUGUUUCAUGAUCCAAUUGCAGCUGAUUUAUCAAGGCAAUAUUUUUCUGGAUUUCAAAUUAUUCAUGAUCUUAUGAUAAGUGAAAAAAUACAAGAUGUUAAGAACCAUAUCAAAUAUAUAAGUAAGUUUUAUAAUUCUACUUACAAUAAAUAAGAGCUAGACGAACUUAAAUUAUAAUGA
Messenger RNA from Paramecium tetraurelia, 561 nucleotides. RefSeq lists its product as uncharacterized. The transcript is spliced from 2 exons. The record is from RefSeq and is a predicted model, not a curated record. NCBI's taxonomy places the organism in Eukaryota, Ciliophora, Oligohymenophorea, Peniculida, Parameciidae.